AUGAUUGAACUGGCAGUUGUGUUCGAGGAUGGUUUAAAGAAAAUUGAAAAGUCUUAUCAAUUUGAUGAUAAGGCUGAAUUUCAAGCUCAAUUUUACAAUGUGUGUGGAUUGUUUGAAAUACAAAACGUUAAGAGGGAUAAAUUUUCUUUACAAUUUGAUAAUCCUAGUACCGGAACAUAUUAUUUUAGCGAUAGUACUCUUAGUAAGAACUUUUUUAAGGGAAAAGAGAAAAUGUCUGCUUAUUUAAAACUAAGACCUGAAUUAAAAUCUAGGGACUAUAUCAAUAUUCUUGACUCGGAUGAUAGAGUUGAAAAGGGUAAAAUAUUGUUUCAAUUGAAGGAAACAUUGCAAGAUACCACUUUUUCUGAAGAAUUUAUUUCUAUGAAUGGUAUUGCCAUUUUAGCAAAAGAAGUUACACAUCUGAAAGGUAACCUCCAAGGUUAUGGUUUAGCCGCAUUGAGAAGUGCCCUAGUUUACGUAUCUGCCAUGGAUGUAAUUUCUCAAUCUCCUUCUACUGUUUCAGAAAUUUAUAACUUGACUGAUACCUCAAGUGGAUAUCAAAAUGUUCAGAUUUACAAAAAUGCUUUAGAAUUGAUGAUUGUUUUCUGUAGUUAUUUGGAUAAUGGUAUUAAAUUAGUGAAAAGAUCAGCAAAAGAUCUUGCAACUAAAUGCAAACAACAACCUUUCCAAAACAUAAUGGAUAUUUUGAAGAGUGGAGAUUUGCUUGUUCAAGUAAAUUGCUUGACAUUACUUAACGUUAUACUUUCAAAGUCUUCAGAGGACAAGAAGAGAAAAUUACUCUUCAUGUGGAGAAAGGCUGACCUGGAAAGUACAUUGGAUUUUGCCAAUAGGUCAGAAUUUCCUGGUGUUAAAGAACAAUUAUCAAUCUUCCAAAAGAUCUCGAAGAUUGAAAUACCAAGAUCAUGGUAUGUUUGCGAGAAAAUGAAGAUUGAAUUAGACAAGGUUUCUUGUAAAUAUGAACAAACACAAGAAAAACUAUUUGCAUUCCAAAGACAGCAAUCCACAAUUAGAGUUCUCAAACAAGAGCUUCAAAAAUGCUACGAGACUGUAAACAUUUUUUCAAUGAAAUGUGGAUUUACUGAUAGAAUGUGUACUUCUCAAAGACUUGAUACUGAUGCUGUUUUAGAAUUCUCCCCAGAUAAAGUAAUUGAUCUUAGCAGGUUCCAAAGAAAGAAUCUUGAAUUAACUGAACAAUUUCAAUUGCUUCAACAAGCAAGAAAGGAGCUAGCCAAACAAUUUUUAAAGGAUCCAAACUUUGCGGACAUUAUUCCACAACCAGAAGUGAAGAAAGAUGAAAUUGAUGAGCUUUUUGCUAGUGAUUCAGAGGAUGAAUUGCCUCUGCCUCCAGAAGAUGACCCAAGAGAUGAAGAAAUUGAAGUUUUAAAGAGAAAGAUUGAUGAACUUUCUUUAGAAUUAGAUAAUGAAAGAACAAGAAGUUUUGCAGAAGCUGACUAUGCAACAAGGCAACUCGAAAACCUCAAAAAAGAAGUGGCUAACGCAAAUAGACUCUUGAAAGAGGCCACCAGCAAUAACUUGAAUCUUCAGAAGGAAAUCGAGCAGCAAAUUCAAAAUGCAGAAAAGUUGGCCGACCAAGUCUCACAGUCAAGUAACAAUACUCCACCGACAACUCUAACUCCUUCAACAUCAGUCCCUCCUGUGUCAAAUCCAACUAUUCCAGUACCGCCAACAUCUGUUCCUCCACCUGUCGGUAAUGUUCCUCCUCCACCAGUAUCUGAUAUCCCUAUGCCUCCAGGAAUGAGUAAUGUUCCUCCUCCACCAGGAUCGGGAAUUCCAAUGCCUCCUGGUUUUGGUGGUGUUCCUCCUCCUUCUGGUUCAGUAAUACCUCCCCCACCCGGUUUUGGUGGUGUUCCUCCACCUGGUAGCUCGAUACCAAUGCCUCCUGGUAUGAGCUCUGUUCCUCCUCCUCCUGGAUCUACUAUCCCUAUGCCUCCAGGAAUGAUGCCUCCUGGUUUUGGUGUUCCUCCUCCUCCUGGUAGCUCAAUUCCAAUGCCUCCUGGUAUGGGUGUUCCUCCUCCUCCUAUAAUGGGUAGUGUUCCUCCUCCUCCUGGAUCUACUAUCCCAAUGCCUCCUGGUAUGGUUGGUGUACCACCUCCUCCUAGUUCAGGAAUUCCAAUGCCUCCUGGUAUGGGUGGCGUCCCUCCUCCUCCUGGUAUGGGUGUUCCAAUGCCUCCUGGAUUUGGUGUGCCUGUUCCUCCUCCAGGAAUGGGUGGAAUGCCAAUGCCACCAGGAUUUGGUGUACCUCAAGUACCUGGAUUCCCUUCAUGUGGAGCUGCUGCUGCAACAUCUGUCAAACCAGUUAUUAAGCCAAAGAAAAAGAUGAAAAUGUUUUCAUGGGAUAAGGCAACAACAAUUCAAAAUACAAUUUGGACAAAUGUGGUAGAACAGGAAUUGGAUGCUGAUGAAUUUGAAGAAAUGUUUUCAAAGAAGGAAAGAAAAGCUCCAGAAAAGAAAGAAAAAAAGGAAGAACCAAAAUCAGUCCCAUUGUUGGAUCAAAAGACAUUUAAUAACAUCUCUAUCAUGUUGAAAAAACUGCCAAAAGUUUCUCAUAUUGAGCAAGGUGUUUUAAACUUGGACAGCACAAUUUUAAAUUAUGAACACGUAGAAUUAUUACUAGGAAAUAUGCCUGAUGCUGAUACCAUCAAUGGAUUCAAGGAAGUUCACAAAACAAAAGACUUGAAGGAAUAUUCCGAUCCAGAGUUGUAUUUGUAUUGUAUUAUUAACACACCAGAAUUUGCUACAAGAAUUAGAUGUUGGACGUAUACUUUACAAUUUGAAACAGGGUUGCUUAUUGUUGGAAAACCAUUAGAAACAUUUGAAAAUUCUGUUAAAAUUCUAAAAGAAUCAACUCAUUUCAAGAACAUUUUAGGUAUUGUUCUAGCUGUUGGUAACUAUUUAAACGGUGGCACAAAGAAAGGUCAAGCAGAAGGUUUUCAAUUAGAUAUCUUAUCAAAGCUCGAAGACACAAAGGAUAACGCAAAAGGAAACCUUGCAGAUUUUUGUGUUCAAAAAGUUCUUCCAAAAGAUGCAGAGUUUGAAGAAAUAACAACAGAAUUCGAAGUUUUUUCUAGGUCUAAAGAAUUUUCGUUGGAUGAUAUGAAAAAUCAAGUUGAAUCUCUUGUCAACAAUCUGAAUGACUUUAAGAAGAAGAUCAAAACUGUUCAAGGAAAAGUGGAAGCUGAAGAUAUCUUUUUAAAGAAAAUGUCUUCCUUCUUCAAGAAAGCCAAACAAGAAUGUGAUACUAUUGAAAAGAGAUUUGAACAAUUCAAGACAAACUUUACUAGUUUACUUAAAUAUCUUUCAUUCAAGGAUAAGGAUAUUGCAAAAGUUGACACAAAAGACUUCUUUGGAUCCAUGUUUUUAUUUAAUGAAAUUAUUAAGAGGUCAUUAGACAAGAUAAAGAGAGAACAAGCAAAAAAGAAGAAACAACCAGCAAAAGGUCUAGGUGCUAAGAUCUCAGCAGUUGGUUCAGGAGAAGAUGCCAUGGCAGCCCUUGUUGACAAGAUUAAGAGUGAUCUCAAGAAACAAUAA
Messenger RNA from Naegleria gruberi, 3570 nucleotides. RefSeq names its product FH2 domain-containing protein. The transcript is spliced from 4 exons. Lineage: Eukaryota; Heterolobosea; Eutetramitea; Acrasida; Naegleriidae. The coding region runs from base 1 to 3570 and encodes 1189 amino acids. Gene Ontology annotation, biological process: cortical actin cytoskeleton organization; actin filament network formation. The record is from RefSeq and is a predicted model, not a curated record. Gene Ontology annotation, molecular function: actin filament binding. Gene Ontology annotation, cellular component: cytoskeleton; cytoplasm.